GAGGGAUACACUUGCUUACGUUGGGCCGCUCGUUAUGGACAUCAGAGGACCGUUAAUAUGCUGCUCAAGGCCGGAGCAAAGAUUAGUGCGUCUGACAAGGACGGAUACACGGCGCUACGCUGGGCAGCACGAGAGGGAUACAAGUCGAUCGUCAAGACUCUAAUCGAUAGAGGCUCAUCGAUCGAGUCAGCUGGUUCCGAGGACUGGACAUUGCUGAGAUGGGCAGCACAAGAGGGCCAAGAUUACAUCAUCAGCCGUUUAGCUAAGAGAGGUGUCGGUUUGGAUGUUUCGGACUCCGAGGGGCUGACUGCUCUGAGCUGGGCCGUGAAGUACAACCGGGAGAUGACUGUUUGGCAGUUGAUCAAGGGUGGUGCAGAUGUCAACAAGCCGGAGAUAAAGGGAAACCGACCUCUUCAUCUUGCUGUAGACAAUACUAGCGGUCAUCACGACAAGAGCUCUCUGAACAUCCUCUGGAUUCUCCUGCAGAAUAGAGCCAAGAUUGACGCUAGGAACAAACACGGAAUGACACCUCUGCAUCUAGCAGCGGCCCGAGGAAACGCGUCAAUCGUUUGGCUGCUGCUUCAAAACGGAGCA
Messenger RNA from Colletotrichum godetiae, 594 nucleotides. RefSeq names its product ankyrin repeat-containing domain protein. The record is from RefSeq and is a predicted model, not a curated record. Gene Ontology annotation, cellular component: ciliary inversin compartment. The annotation marks the transcript as partial. NCBI's taxonomy places the organism in Eukaryota, Fungi, Ascomycota, Sordariomycetes, Glomerellales, Glomerellaceae. Gene Ontology annotation, biological process: protein localization to ciliary inversin compartment. The transcript has a single exon. Gene Ontology annotation, molecular function: protein binding.